Molecule: messenger RNA, 654 nt
Organism: Exophiala mesophila
Lineage: Eukaryota; Fungi; Ascomycota; Eurotiomycetes; Chaetothyriales; Herpotrichiellaceae
Exons: 1
Coding region: 58-654 (198 amino acids)
Source: RefSeq, a predicted model, not a curated record
AGUCAAUAUACCUCGAUCGACUCAAGUCUAAUCUAGAUCAAUUCAUCUCUAUUGAACAUGUCACCAUCAAGAGGUGCGCCUUCGGAAGCACCAGCCCUAACAACUCCACCAUCAUCAUCUGCCACAACAUCCACCACCACCACCACCCACACUAAACAUAACCAUCCAAACAUCAGCAACGACGAUGCAGCAGUAACUCAACAAAGCAACUCCGCUCUCAAAAACGCGAAACGCAACUUCUCAUAUUUCAUGCACCCAAGCUCACCUAACGGCCCACGACCAGCUCGGCUCCGCACACGCGCUCUGCUCCGGACACUUCGAUACGUGACACAAUUCAUUUUCUGGCGAAUAGUACGCUGGGCCAAAUAUGUUGCAGUAGGCACGUUGGUGGCUGCGAUUGGAGCGACUGCAUUUGGGAGUGUGGUCAGCGGAGUGGCGUGGAUUGCGGCGCCGCCCACGAUUGGCGCCAGUGUUUUGGCGGCGGGGGUCUGGGGGACGGGGAAAUUCGCAGCUCGUAGAUUACAUGCGAGAUGGAAGUCCACUGGUGGAGAUGAGGGUCAGGCGUUGAGGGAUUCAAUCGAUGAUGGUCAGAGUGGUGUUAGGGUUGAUGGGGCAUAUGGGUUAGAUUUGGGGCCGAGGGCGGUUCCUUGGUGA